Molecule: messenger RNA, 2037 nt
Organism: Brienomyrus brachyistius
Lineage: Eukaryota; Metazoa; Chordata; Actinopteri; Osteoglossiformes; Mormyridae
Gene: pcolcea
Product: procollagen C-endopeptidase enhancer a
Exons: 9
Coding region: 72-1607 (511 amino acids)
Molecular function (GO): protein binding
Source: RefSeq, a predicted model, not a curated record
CUCCGCCUCUCUCUGUCUCUGUCUCACCUCCACAAGCCGGGGGCUUUUUCAGAGCGACUCAGGAUAGCAGGAUGGAUCGAAGGACUUUUGUGUGCAUGUUGGCAGCUGGCUUGAGCCUGUUUCUACCGCGGACGGCGGCACAGGGAGAGAGUCAACCCAGACAGACGGGCAACAACACCAGGCCAGUAUUCCACUGUGGAGGUAAUCUUGUUGCAGACUCGGGGUUCGUUGGCAGUGAGGGAUUCCCCAACUUCUACAAACCUGACAAAAAGUGCACGUGGUACAUCACGGUCCCCGAAAGCAACGUGGUUGUGCUCUCCUUCAAAAUCUUUGACUUUGAGGCCGACCCACUCUGCAGCUAUGACUACCUGGAUGUUUACAAUGGACAUUCCCACACAGCACAGAAAUUGGGACGGUUUUGUGGAACGUUCCGGCCUGGCGCUCUCAUGUCAACUGGCAAUACCAUGAUGCUGGAGAUGGUUUCAGACUCCGGAUCGGGCGGCCGCGGCUUUUUGGCCUCCUUCAAUGGGGGCAAGCCACACGUGGAUGAACACCAGUUCUGUGGAGGCAAGAUCCAAAAAGCUCAGGGUUCUCUGAAGACACCCAACUGGCCAGAAAAGAAUUACCCUCCAGGCAUCACCUGUUCCUGGCACAUCAUCGUGGAAACUGACAUGGUGAUUGAGGUGAAAUUUGACAAGUUUGACCUGGAGCCAGAUAGCUACUGUCGUUUUGACUAUGUAGUGUUCUUCAAUGGAGGUCAGAACGACAACUCCCGGCGCAUUGGGAAGUACUGCGGGGAUUCAGUUCCCAAAUCCAUAGUGACAGAUGGGAAUCAGCUGCUGGUCCAGUUUGUGUCUGAUUCAAGUGUGACUUCCGACGGCUUCAUGGCCAGCUAUUCCAGCAUCCCCCGAGGGUCCAAGACCUCGACUAGAGAGGGUGAUACGUGGCCUGGAAGCGGAGCAGAAUCUAUUCCCCCCAAACCAAAACCAGGGCCCAGGGUUGAAUCCGUGCCCCUGAAACCUGACACCAAACCGGAACAACCCCCUCGACCUCCAAUUAUUGUCACAACAAGCACACCCACAACCACAACCACACCUGCACCCGGUGUUCCUUCUCUGCCAGAAACGGAAAAGCCCUUUGUAAAGCCUAAGACACCACUGUUCAGGCCCAAACCCGCCAAACCUAUCAAACCCAUUCAAAACCGAACUGUUGUGAGGAAACCCAGUGCCCCCAUUAACCCUUUAUGUGCUCAGCCAUGUAAGAGGGCUGGGACCAUUCAGAGCAACUUCUGUGACAGUGAGUUUGUGGUGAUUGGUACAGUGACAGCCAUGACUCCCAGCCCUAGGGGCAACACGACUCUGACCGUCUCCCUCAUCAAAGCUUUCAAAGCUGGACGGCUGACGAUUGCUCAGGCCGGCCAAACCAUGUCCAUCAAAAUCACCUCCACUUGCAAGAACUGUCCCAUUCUGCGGCGAGGAAUGAGCUAUCUCCUGAUGGGUCAAGUGAAUGAGGAGGGGCGGGGCAUUCUGGUGCCCGGCGGCUUCAAUAUGCCUUACAAGACCGUGCAACACAAGAUACUGACCAAUCUCCUCAAACGGCCUUGCUGAGCUUUCAAAUGAAUCCACCAAUCGGAGUGAUGGACAAAGGUCAUUUUCAGGUCCAUCCAGGAGUACCACAGCCCUACAGACAUAAUUUCAAAAAUAAUGAAGUGACAUAAUUACUCAUCACCACUUACUUUUCUUAAAGCAGAAACCUCUGCAAGUUGUGUAACGGAAUCAGCCAUUCUGAUUUCAGUUCCGAUCACAAUUUGCCGUUUACAUCCCCCUCCCCCCAUCCAAAAAACAAAAAACUAAACUAAACUGGAUGUCGUCUGUUUUCUUAAAUUGUUUGUACUUGUUGAUGAGCAGGCGCUAACAAGCCAAACACUAUACAUCAAUACGUAUAUCGGUUAUAUUAUGUCACAUUUUACAAACUUAUACAUGUCCCUCUAAUAUGUUUGUAAUUUAUAAUUUCUCCAUUAAAGGAUUUAUAACACGU